CGCCCCGGCUCCUCCAACCCCUGGGCUGGCAGGGGUACCGCCCGGGCGAGGGCCGGGGAGCUGGGCCGAGCCUCCCGUCCCCCUCCCCCGCUCCCCCGCCGCGUCCCGCCGGCUGGACGCGCUGGAGAACUUGUGCCGCACCCGGGCCGGCCCUGGGGGCUGACCGUCGGCAAAGUUUGGCCCGAAGAGGAAGUGGUUUCAAGACCCGGCAGGUGGCGGCCGGGCCUGGACAGGGGCGCUCGCGGCCUGCGGGCGGGCUCUAGGCGAGGGCGCGCUCCAGCGCCGGGCCUCGAACCCAUUCCCGGGACUUCGGGAGCCGGCCUCGGGAGAGAGCGCAGCGGCGGCCGGGGAAAACAACUCCGAAGUUGGGAGAGAGGCACCGCCCCUGCUCCCGGACGGCCGCCCCCUCCCCGUCCCCAGCCCUGGCAUCCAGAGCGCCGGUCGGGGAGCCCGGGCCAUGCAGCCCCCUCGGGGAGGCGGCAGUGGGGGGCCUGGACGCCCGGAGCGGCGCCGCCUCCCCACUGGAUAGACGACGGAAGCUCCGGGACGCUUCCUGCACCUCCGGACGGCUCAGGAUGCUUCCCACCACCCUCCUCUUCCUCCUCCUGGGAGGCGCUCUGGCACAUCCAGACCGGACCUUUUUCCCACAUCCUGCCUGUGAGGACCCUCCGGCAGUGCUCUUGGAAGUGCAGGGCACAUUACAGAGGCCCCUGGGCCAGGACAGUCGCAGCGCCCCUUCCAACUGCACCUGGCUUAUCCUGGGGAGCAAGGAGCAGACCGUAACAGUGAGGUUCCAAAAGCUGCACCUGGCCUGUGGCUCAGAGCGCUUAGUCCUGCGCUCCCCUCUCCAGCCACAGAUCUCCCUGUGUGAGGCACCAGCCAGCCCUCUGCAGCUGCCUGGGGGCAACGUCACCAUCACCUACAGCUAUGCCGGGGCCAGAGCACCCGUGGGCCAGGGCUUCCUGCUCUCCUACAGCCAAGCGCUUCUCCACGGCGCCUCUGCAGAUUGGCUGAUGUGCCUGCCCGAAGAGUUCCAGUGCCUGAACCACCGCUGCGUGCCCGUGGCGCAGCACUGUGACGGCAUCGAUGCCUGCGGCGAUGGCUCUGACGAGGCCGGCUGCAGCUCAGACCCCUUCCCUGACCUGACCCCGGCCCCUGUCCCCACCCCACCCUGCAAUCACACCUUGGAAGACUUUUACGGGGUCUUCUCUUCCCCGGGCUACGCACACCCAGCCUCAGUCUCCCACCCCCAGUCCUGCCUCUGGCUGCUGGACCCUCACGACGGCCGGCGCCUGGCAGUGCGCUUCACGGCCCUGGACCUGGGCUACGGAGAUGCGGUCCAUGUGUACGAUGGCCCCGGGCCUCCCAAGACCUCUCGCCUGCUGCGCAGCCUCACCCACUUCAGCAACGGCAAGGCUGUCACUGUGGAGACGCUGUCCGGCCAGGCCAUCGUGGCCUACCACACGGUUGCCUGGAGCAGCGGCCGGGGCUUCAACGCCACCUACCACGUGCGGGGCUACUGCCUGCCCUGGGAUCGACCCUGUGGCUUGGGUGCUGGCCUGGGGGCCAGUGAGGGCCUGGGGGAGCGCUGCUACAGCGAGGCUCAGCGCUGCGACGGCUCGUGGGACUGUGCCGACGGCACGGACGAGGAAAACUGCCCCAGCUGUCCGCCCGGACACUUCCCCUGCGGGCCGGCCGGCACCCCCGGGGCCACCGCCUGCUACCUGCCUGCUGACCGCUGCAACUACCAGACUUUCUGCGCCGACGGGGCGGACGAGAGACGCUGCCGGCACUGCCAGCCUGGCAACUUCCGAUGCCGGGACGAGAAGUGUGUGUAUGAGACGUGGGUGUGCGACGGGCAGCCAGACUGUGCUGACGGCAGCGAUGAGUGGGACUGCUCCUACGCCCUGCCCCGCAAGGUCAUCACGGCCGCCGUCAUCGGCAGCCUGGUGUGCGGCCUGCUGCUGGUCAUCGCGCUGGGCUGCACCUGCAAGCUCUAUGCCAUCCGCACCCAGGAGUACAGCAUCUUCGCCCCGCUGUCCCGGAUGGAGGCUGAGAUUGUGCAGCAGCAGGCGCCGCCCUCCUACGGGCAGCUCAUUGCCCAGGGCGCCAUCCCGCCUGUAGAGGACUUCCCUACAGAGAACCCCAAUGACAACUCAGUGCUCGGCAACCUGCGCUCUCUGCUGCAGAUCUUGCGCCAGGACAUGACUCCAGGGGCCGCCUCGGGUGCCCGCCGCCGGCAGCGGGGCCGCUCUGUGCGCCGGCUGGUGCGCCGCCUCCGCCGCUGGGGCCUGCUCCCUCGAGCCAACCCCCCAGCCCGGACCCCGGAGACCAGAUCCCAGAGGGGAAGAAAGUUCCAAGAUGCCCAAGGAUCAACUCUCCCCACCACCCCCACCGACCCCCGGGGCUCAGCUCUACAGUGAGUGAUACCAGGGGUGCUGGGCGUAUGCUCCAGAAGGUGCAAGGGGCAACACUACUUGUGUCAGCCACGGUGAAGCCCCAGGUUGGUGGAGAGGGGAUGAGCCUUGUACAGGCAGCAUGGGGAACUUACGAGGGUCCCACCCAGGAGAGGUGGGGCACUGGGGAGCAGUCACCCAAGUUUACUUGCACCAUGGCCUAAGGAAAAAGAAACGGGACCACCUCACAUCCUAUCAAGACAGAGACACCACCACCCAAAGUUCCCAGUAUUUGGGUGUGGGACUCUUGCCAAGGCUCUGGGUCUGGAGGAGGGAGGUGUUCACAGCAUGAGAUGGAGAUCAGCCUGGGAAUCUGAGCUAACAGCACAGACCAGAAUUCAGUCCUUAAGAAUGGACCUGAACCAAGCUCCGGGCCCUGCUGGGAGGGGUGAGGGACCUCCAGCCACCCUGCCUGAGGUUGUGCGAGCUCCUGCUAGUUGGGUAACCGGCCGAGUGCCAGAUCCUUCUUCACGCGUGCAAACCCUCCUAACAAGGUUGUGCCGUGAGCAUCAUCAGCCCAAGUCAGGUUCAGGAGCAAUCUCAGGAUGUUUCGAGACUAGUCCAGCCUCUACGGAGACGCAGGGUUAAGCCCGGAUUGGUUCAGUUCCAUAUCUCACCUUCGCCCCGCUAUUCCGCAGGAUCUCCCAUUGCCGAGGAACCUGGGCCAGGGGCCAGCGCACAGCCUCUUACUAGUGGGACAAGAGAGAUGGAGGUUCAGGGUGAAACCCAGCCUGCUCGUACGACCCAAGGCUGGCUGAGUCCUGCUGGGGUCUGCUGUGUCCUGACUCACUCUCCUCUGGUAUCCUAGAAAGGAUUCCACCCACCUAAGUGAGUUUUCCAGAUCCGUGAAGCUCACCCCUUUACAAUUUAAAACGUUUAAAACUCA
Molecule: messenger RNA, 3342 nt
Organism: Ailuropoda melanoleuca (giant panda)
Lineage: Eukaryota; Metazoa; Chordata; Mammalia; Carnivora; Ursidae
Gene: LRP10
Product: LDL receptor related protein 10
Exons: 9
Coding region: 576-2423 (615 amino acids)
Cellular component (GO): plasma membrane
Molecular function (GO): low-density lipoprotein particle receptor activity; protein binding
Source: RefSeq, a predicted model, not a curated record